AUGGCCACGCUGGGCUGGCGAGCUAACACGAACCACAUCGACUUGACGCUCUCGUCCUCCGAUGAAGACGAGCAGCCCCGCCUCUCGUCCAGAGGCGCGCACCGGCCGCAAGUUGAACGACUCGCUGGAUCUGGCGGAGGGAGGCGCUUGAAGCGGGCGCCGAGGAUUGUCGACUCGGAGGAGGAGGAAGAGCAGGACGGUGCGGAGGCUGACGAGUUCAAAUACGCCGUCCAGCAGAGUGCAAGGAAGCGAGUCGUCCCGGACGACGAGGACGAGUUGGAUGAGGGGCACUCGCGGGGAACAUUCAUUGUUCGGCACGACGCUGCAUCGGGACAGCUUGAGGCUGAGGAGGGCGAACUGUCGACGGAGGAGGAACCGGACACGGCGGACGAGGAGGGCGAGGACCUGGACGAGGAGGAGGAGGAACUCGCUCCCCUCGACGACCUGCGACGUCCGGCUCAGCACGUUACUGCGCCCGCACAACUGACGGCAGAGGAGCAGCUGCGCAAGUACGGCUUCGUCAUGCACCAGCCCGCCGCGCAGCCUAAACCGGCCGUUCCCUCGUUCCCCAAAAAGGCGCCGUUCGGCUCCAUCACCAACACCGCCCCCUCUUCGUCGUCCGCUUCUUCUUCUUCGCUCUUCAACAAGUCCGCCGCCGCUCGUCCACGCCUCCCCUCAACCCUCGACGCUUUCGGCUUCAAAUCCGCGACGACGGAGCGAAAGGUUUCGGCGAAGGAAAGGGCGUUUGAGCAGAUGAGGGAGGACCAGAAGCGGCUUGGAGUGCCGAUUGACGUGCCGAAGAACGCGCAGCGUUCCGCGAAGGAGGCGGAGGACAGCGACCCUCUCGCUGCGAUCGACGACGAACGCGCUCUUGCGGCUGCAAUGCAGGAUCUCGAUGUCAAUGACGACGCCUCGCCAAAGGAUCAAGAGUCGGCGCUCAAGGACCUCGUCUCGUCCACCAUCGACAUGGACAACGUCGACACCUCGUCCGGCCCGCCCGCCGGCCUCAAGUGCACCCUCCUCCCGCACCAAGUCCAGGGCUUGCACUGGCUCAAAGACCGCGAGUCGGACAAGAAACGCGGAGGCAUCCUCGCCGACGAUAUGGGUCUCGGCAAGACUGUCCAGCUCAUCUCGCUUCUCCUCGCUAACCCCUCCGACCGGGAGAAGUGCAAGUCCAAGACUACGCUCGUGGUCUGUCCCGUCGCCCUCAUGGGCCAAUGGAAGCAAGAGAUCGAAUCGAAGACAGACGGUCGUCUCCGCGUCUUGAUCCACCACGGCCCAAGCAGGACGGACGAAGGGCGCAAGUUGCAGAAGUACCAUGUCGUCAUCACCUCCUACAACACGCUCUCGUCGGAAUGGGUCGACCCGAAACCGAGGCAGAAGAAGGGAGGGUACGGGUCCAGCGAGGACGAGGACGAGCUUGAUGAGUUGGGCAAGUUGAGUGCCAAGCUAAGCAAGAAGGGCGGGAAGGUCAAGGACGACAAGGGCCCGUUGUUCGACGAAGACUACAUGUUCUAUCGCGUCAUUCUCGACGAGGCUCACCAAAUCAAGAACACCAACACGAAGGUCAACAAGGCUUGCUGCGAUCUCAAGGCGCACUACCGCUGGUGCUUGACCGGAACGCCCCUCCAGAACGACGUCAUGGACCUCUACGCCAUUUUCAAGUUCCUCGGCGGCCGCAUCGUGCGCCCUCUGCACGACGUCAGCGAAUUCAAAGCCAAGAUCGCGAGACCGCUGAAAAGCAAGCGCACGAAGACGGCGCUCGCACGCUUGCAGAUCGUCCUCAAGGCGAUCAUGCUCCGCCGUACCAAGACGAUGACGGUUGAUGGGAAGCCGCUUCUGACGCUGCCAAAGCGCGAGGUCAUCGUAGUCAAGGGACCUUUCCUCGACCAGAAGGAAGCGGACUUUUACAAGAAAAUCGAGGAGAAGAUGCAAGAGGCGCUCAGCGAAAUGGCGACGAGCGAAAUCAUGAAGGACAUGACCAAGGUCCUCGUCAGGCUUCUCCGCAUGCGCCAAGCUUGCAACCACCCUUCGCUCGUCACGAAGAACUCGAUUGAGGACCAGCGCGAUGCCCUCGACCCGACUCCGCAGCGGGCUCGCACGACACCGACCGGAUCUGGCGCACCCUCCCCUUCUGCCUCGCAUGCCGACGGGCUCGCCGACCUUCUCGACGGCAUGUCGCUCAAUACCUGCGCCUUGUGCUCGGCAACCGCCUCGACUAAUGACAGCGGCUACUGCAAGUCGUGCGACCGCGACAUGGAGCGCUACGCUUCGCUCUCGUCGUCGACCAAGAUCAAGCGCACGCUCCAUAUCCUCGAGGGUAUCAAGCGGGAGAGCUACGAGGCGAUCGAGGCGGAAGCGCAGGCUGAGGACGACGAGCAGGACAGCGACGAUUUCGAGCUUGGCGUCGUCGACGCGCUGAAAAAGUCGAAGCUGGGAAUGAAGAAGACGAUCAUCUUCUCCCAGUUCACCUCGAUGUUCGACAUUCUCGAGCCGUUCUUGCGCAAGGGCGGAUACCGCUACGUUCGCUUCGACGGCCAGCUCAACGCGAAGGAGAAGGAGGCUGCACUCGACGCAAUCCGCAACAACCCCAAAGUCACGGUCAUCCUCGUCUCGAUCAAGUGCGGCGCCGUCGGCCUCAACUUGACCUGCUGCAGCCGGGUCAUCCUGCUCGACCUUUGGUGGAACCCGGCCAUUGAGGAGCAAGCCUUCGACCGCGCUCACCGCUUCGGCCAAAAGGACGACGUCAAGAUCUACAAGCUCACUAUCGACGACACGGUCGAGGAGCGUAUCCUCAAGCUGCAGGCCGACAAGGCCGAGCUCGCCAAAGCCGCACUCGACGGAGGCGACCUGUCCAAGGGCAACAAGCUUUCGGUCCAGGAGAUUCUGUCGCUCUUCAAGCUCGACAAGCUCGACUAG
Rhodotorula toruloides NP11 is the source of this 2919-nucleotide messenger RNA. RefSeq names its product SNF2 family helicase/atpase. Bases 1 to 2919 code for a protein of 972 amino acids. The transcript has 11 exons. NCBI's taxonomy places the organism in Eukaryota, Fungi, Basidiomycota, Microbotryomycetes, Sporidiobolales, Sporidiobolaceae. Gene Ontology annotation, molecular function: ATP-dependent chromatin remodeler activity; ATP binding. The record is from RefSeq and is a predicted model, not a curated record. Gene Ontology annotation, cellular component: cytoplasm.